AGCCUGCCGGAGAGUCCAGACCAAUGCAGAUUUCUCAGGAGCCAGCCAAUAUGGCGGCGAAGCAGGAGUGCGCUGGAUGUAAGAAGGAGAUCGGGGAUCGCUUUAUGCUUAAGGCUCUAGAACAGUUCUGGCACGAGGACUGCCUCAAAUGUUCCUGUUGUGACUGUCGCUUAGGCGAGGUCGGAUCUACUCUCUUCACAAAGGCAAACCUCCUCCUAUGUCGUAGAGACUAUCUCAGAUUAUUUGGUACAACAGGCUACUGCUCUGCAUGUUCCAAAAUGAUCCCAGCAUUUGAGAUGGUAAUGAGGGCCAAAAGUAAUGUUUAUCAUCUGGAGUGCUUCGCUUGCCAACAAUGCAAUCACAGGUUCUGUGUAGGAGACAAGUUCUACCUGUGUGAAAACAAAAUACUGUGUGAAUAUGACUAUGAAGAAAGAAUGUUGUUUGCUAAUAUGUCGUAUAACUACAGUGCUUUGUCACAGAUUAAGAGACAGACACAGAGCUUAAGUGACGAUCUCUCGAGCGGUUAUGGCAGCCCCAGUCCUAGCUCCUUGUAAGCUAUCCCUCAUACAAUUCUAUUUUGUUGUGGUAUGGACCAUGUACAGUAUUUCCUAUCAGGUUCAAAUGGUUUUUUUGAUGCCAUGAAAAUUAUGGGUUGCCAUGGAGACUCUUGUUAUUACUGAUGUGAUGUGGAUGAAUGAAUGACCUUAUGGUCUAGGUCAAACAUUCGACUGGAGAUAAAUGGAUUUCCUGGGAAUUGCUCGCUUGUUGAAAAUCAUUUAAAUGAGUUGGUUGAGAAAGUAAUGAUCUUCAUUACCAUGGUUAUGAGUUGUUUCUAUGACAACAGAUCUGUGGAUGGAGCUAUCACCAUGUUGUCACAAAGACAAGUUGUUUUCCAUAGUUUCAGAUCUAUGGAUGACAUUGUUGCCAUGGAGAUGAGUAGUUACCAGGAUGUCUUUUAACUGUUGGAAAGCUGACAUCUGGUUUUUGAUAUCUCGGUUGAAGAACGUUUUGUUACAGGAAAUAACUAUGUUUCCGUGAAACAGAUCCACAUCCUCUGGAUAGGAGCCCCAGGAUGAAAGCAUUCCAAACAUUAUUUGUAUGGGUGUGUGGAGAUGUAUGUGAUAUCUUUUUUCCUUUUUUUUUUUAUUUUUAUUAUCAUAAUUUUCUUCUAGUUUUUUUUUUAUGCACUAUUUCCGGUUCAUUCUUGUUGAAAAUGUUGUGCUUGGAAGUCAAUCAAAAACAUUUCAGCUGUGAUUGGUUGUUUUAUGUCACAUGUUGAGCUCACAGAGGAAUUCAAUAUUC
Ylistrum balloti is the source of this 1302-nucleotide messenger RNA. Its product is annotated as LIM domain only protein 3-like. Lineage: Eukaryota; Metazoa; Mollusca; Bivalvia; Pectinida; Pectinidae. The record is from RefSeq and is a predicted model, not a curated record. The transcript is spliced from 4 exons. Gene Ontology annotation, biological process: positive regulation of transcription by RNA polymerase II. Gene Ontology annotation, cellular component: nucleus. Gene Ontology annotation, molecular function: transcription coactivator activity; DNA-binding transcription factor binding. Bases 24 to 554 code for a protein of 176 amino acids.